UCAAGCCGAUCGGUCGAAAAUUGUUAGGAAACGGAUUAUACUAUUGGAUAGCGGAUAUUGCCAAAGGAUUAAUCAUGCUGACCUGGACCCUGUGGUGUGGAUUGCUGUUCCUGCUCUGGUUCUACUUUCUGUGGAGCAGGCGCAGAUUCUAUAUGCUCACCCUGAAGAUACCGGGUCCACUUGGAUAUCCCAUUCUGGGCAUGGCUCACUGGCUGAUGCGCAGGGAAGAUAUCCUGAAUGCAUUCGGCUGCUUUCUGGACAAGCACGGUCCGACGAUCUUCUCCUGGCUGGGGCCCAUUCCCUUCAUGAUUGUCAGUGAUCCCCAAGUGGUGCAGGAUAUCUUCACAUCGCCCCACUGCGUCAACAAGGGUAUUAUCUACAAGGCAGUGGACGAUGGAGCCGGAGUUGGAUUAUUCAGCAUGAAGGAUCCCCGGUGGAGCAUCCAUCGGAAGCUGCUGAAUCCCGCCUUUGGCCACAAGGUCCUACUCAGCUUCCUGCCCAUUUUCAACCGAGAGACGGCCCUUCUGCUGGACCAGCUCGAACCAUUGCAGGACGACGGAGAGAAGGAUCUCAUUCCAUUGCUGCAAAGUUUCACCCUGGGAAUAGCCACCCAAACCACCAUGGGCAGCGACGUGAAGGACGAGGAGAACUUCAGGAGCAAUUCCUUGCUGGGGCGAUAUCAAUGCAUCCUGGAAACCAUGACAGAUAUGUGCUUCUCCCCGUGGCUCAAUAGCCGUAUUUGUCGUCAGCUGGCUGGAAAGGAAUCGCACUACUACCAGGCCAAAACUGAGAUUCGGCAGUUCAUCCGGAAGAUAAUUGAAAGGAAGUUGGCAGAGGACGAGAUGGGAACAUUACCCGCCAUCCAAUCCAAUGAUAAGAAUAUAUUUCUAAACCUGGCCACGGAUUUGAUGCGACGAGGAGUGUUCACCCUGAAAAAUGUUGAGGAUGAGUCAAACAUAAUCGUGUUUGGAGCUUUUGAGACCACCGCUAAUGCAGUGUACUACACCCUGAUGUUGCUGGCCAUGUUUCCCGAUUAUCAGGAGAGGGCCUUUGAGGAAAUAAAAACGAUAUUCCCCAACACCGGAGACUUUGAUGUGUCCUACGCUGACACACAGCAGAUGGUGUACCUGGAUCUGAUCCUCAACGAAUCAAUGCGAGUGAUACCCCCCGUACCAGUUGUAUCCCGCCAAACGUCGCAGGACCUGAAGCUGUCCAAUGGAAUAGUGGUUCCCAAAGGGGUCCAGAUCGCCAUCGACAUAUAUCACAUGCACAGAAGCAAAAAGAUCUGGGGCCCAGAUGCGGAAACCUUCAACCCAGAUCAUUUUCUGCCCCACAAUAUCCAGGACAAGCAUCCGUACGCGUACAUACCUUUUACCAAGGGAAUUAGAAAUUGCAUAGGUUGGAGAUAUGCUUUGAUAUCGGCUAAAGUUACGUUAGCCAAGUUAUUGAGGAAUUAUAGGUUUAGAACGAGUUUUCCGUUCGAAGAUCUUUACUUCGUUGAGGAUAUAACCAUGAAGUUAAAAUCUGUGCCGCUGUUGGAGCUCCAAAAGAGAAUUUAAAUGUUUAUAGAACUAAGUGAUUUUAAAU
Drosophila teissieri is the source of this 1587-nucleotide messenger RNA. It is a transcript of the gene Cyp313a4, whose product is annotated as probable cytochrome P450 313a4. The record is from RefSeq and is a predicted model, not a curated record. NCBI's taxonomy places the organism in Eukaryota, Metazoa, Arthropoda, Insecta, Diptera, Drosophilidae. Gene Ontology annotation, molecular function: oxidoreductase activity, acting on paired donors, with incorporation or reduction of molecular oxygen; iron ion binding; heme binding. Bases 75 to 1559 code for a protein of 494 amino acids. The transcript is spliced from 7 exons.